UGAAAUAAUAUUUCAAUGCGCAACCAGGAAGUAAAUAAAACAAGAAGCUCAUCCUGUUUUUACAAAAUAAGCCUUUAUUAUGGAGUAUCCCCUCAAUGUAUAUACAUCUGUAUAUGCAGACCGUGUCGUUCAAGCAAACAGGACUAUUUCGGACCUUUCUUACUCUCAUGCAUGGCCAAAUUUGAUUGAAGAAAUUGAAAAGGAUCCGAAAAUGGUGAACACAUGUCGCUUUCCGACAGAUAAUUCUUCCCCUGCAAAACUGUACACACCUUUACAUCAAGCGGCUCAUGGCAGAGCAUCAAAAGAUAUAUUCAAGAAAUUAAUUAAACUAGGAGCUUCAAAAAGUCUGAAAACUGCCGAAGGUGAAACUGCAUAUGAUAUUGCCAAAAGACUUGGAGUGAGUGAAGAAAUUCUUAGUUUACUAGAAGUGCCAAAGGAAAUUAGAGAGAACUAUGACGAAAUACAAAAGAUGGAAGCUGGACUUCAUGAAGCAAUUAAAGGAAGAGUUGAAGACUUGAUAACCAAAAAUGGUCAGGCGCUUCCACAAUUGGCAUUUCUGUUCGAGUUUGGAGAAUUUUGGUACCCUGUGCCAGGCAUGUACGGAGGUUUCUCAGUUUCAAAACAUAAGAAUGGCGUACAGACUUCAAGUUGGUGUAGAGUGGCAGGAGGCAGUGGUCAACUUCACGUGAUUGACCGGACAGGAAAAGUUACGAUGGAGGAGGAAGGAUUCUGUUGAGAUUGUUCCGACAGUGAUUGUAUAUUGUUCUUCAAGCCUUGAUCAUGGAGGCUCAGUACCCUAUCAAUGUGUAUAAAAAUGCAUAUGUAGACCAUGUCGUGCAAGCAAACAGGACUAUUUCGGACCUUUCUUACUCUCAUGCAUGGCCAAACUUGAUCAAAGAAAUAAAAGCACACCCUGACAUGGUGAACACAUGUCGACUUCCAACAGAUAGUUCUUCACCUGCAAAACUGUUCACACCUUUACAUCAAGCGGCUCAUGCUAGAGCAUCAAAAGAGGUUUUCGAGGCAUUACUUAAAUUAGGAGCUUCAAAAUGUCUAAAAACUGCCAAAGGUGAAACUGCAUAUGAUAUUGCCAAAAGACUUGGAAUGAGUGAAGAAAUUCUUAAUUUACUAGAAGUGCCUAAAGAAGUUAGCGAAAACUAUGAGGAAAUACAAAAGAUGGAAGCUGGACUUCAUGAAGCAAUUAAAGGAAGAGUUGAAGAUCUGAUAACUAAAAAUGGUCAAGCACUUCCACAGUUGGCAUUUCUGUACGAGUUUGGAGAAUUUUGGUACCCUGUGCCAGGCAUGUACGGAGGUUUCUCAGUCACAAAGCAUGAGAAAGGCAUAGAGGCGUCAAGUUGGAUUCGCGUAGUAGGAGGCAGUGGGCAACGACACGUGAUUGAUAGAACAGGGAAAGUUACGCUGGAGGAGGAGGGAUUCUGUUAGGAUUGUUCUGGCAAUGAUAUUUUAUUCAAGCCACAUGUUCCACCGACUUCUGUGAACUAUUUCAUCAUACUGUUUCAUGAUACUGAUAUUAUGACAUUUCACUGGACAUAUUUGUAGCUUGACUUUACAAAGAAAUGUUGUAGCGAUUACACUUAGCUUCGUUGUCCGCCACCGGAUUAGAUUUCAUAUGUAAGCAGAUAUCUCAAUAAUAAUUAUUGGUCGGAAUGGA
Messenger RNA from Mercenaria mercenaria, 1672 nucleotides. RefSeq lists its product as uncharacterized. Lineage: Eukaryota; Metazoa; Mollusca; Bivalvia; Venerida; Veneridae. Bases 781 to 1443 code for a protein of 220 amino acids. The transcript is spliced from 3 exons. The record is from RefSeq and is a predicted model, not a curated record.